This is a messenger RNA of Acanthosepion pharaonis, 684 nucleotides long. The record is from the annotation of a GenBank genome assembly. NCBI's taxonomy places the organism in Eukaryota, Metazoa, Mollusca, Cephalopoda, Sepiida, Sepiidae.
AUGCGCAGAGCAGAACUUCCUGUCUGGCAGGAUUUUUCUCGGUCUGCAGCCAGAAAGCCAAGUUUGUGGGUUUUGCUAGGAAAACUAUCUUUUGCUCAAACACACACAUAUCUAUCUAUCUAUCUAUCUAUCUAUAUAUCUAUCUAUCUAAUUAAAGCUUUCAUCCUAUCUAUCUAUCUAUCUAUCUAUCUAUCUAUCUAUCUACGUUUUGUACGAGACGAAGCGAAACUAAGCAAAUAUGUAAGGCACCUAGCCUUGAACGAUGAUGAACAAACCAGUCUCGCAGCCUGCGACUUGUCAGAACACAAUUAUUCCACCUACAACGUAAACUUGAUCUAUCUAUCUAUCUAUCUAUCUAUCUAUCUAUCUAUCUAUCUAUCUAUCUAUCUAUCUAUCUAUCUAUCUAUCUAUCUAUCUAUAGAUAGCACAGUGUGUUCUAUCUAUCUAUCUAUCUAUCUAUCUAUCUAUCUAUCUAUCUAUCUAUCUAUCUCUUUCAGUGUGUUCUAUUGUUUUUCUUUUUCCCUUUUCUUUUCCUCUUUUCUUUUUCUUUUUCCCUUUUCUUUUUCUUUUCCUCUUUUCUUUUUCUUUUUCCCUUUUCUUUUUCUUUUCCUCUUUUCUUUUUCUUUUUCCCUUUUCUUUUUCUUUUUCCCUUUUCUUUUUCUUUUCCUCUUUCUUUCGCUUUAA